UCCGGCACAUCAGAAAAUGUAAACUUGUAUUGUUUACAAGGCAUAAAAUGGAAUUCUAAAGUUUAUAGUUUCCACAUUGUCCAGACAUUAAUCAUAACCUACAUAACAGUUCACAUUUAAAAACAUAUUUUUUUCCUGCUGUAGAAAACUGGCUCGGAUUAAAAUACACUUGCUGUACAUUCCCAACUGGGGUAGUCGAAUGUAAAAUGUUUUACAAAAUUGAGUUUAGUCUGCAAACACAACUCAAGGAUAUGCAAACAGUUAGCCUCUCCACUCCCCAUUGUAAACAUCAAUGAUUCACAAAUAUCGACUUGUAUAAAAAGAAGUUGGUGUAAUUAAAUAAUAUGCUACCUUUUUAUGCUCAUGUGAUUUUAGUACCAGAUCAUGUACUUUUACGAUCAUGUUAGCAUUUAGCAAAAUACUGUAGAAACAUGAUGAAUAAUUCAGUAUUGAAACCAUCCAAUUGCCCGGGACUCCUGUCCUUGUUGUUUUACCUCUUGCAUCAACAAAAUACAGUUUAUGGACCUUUGUAUCUUUACCCAGUCAUUAUUUAUUUAGUUAGAGACACACACACAGACACUCGCACGUAUUUACAAACACACUCCCCAUAAGGAGCUUUGAAAUGGUUGUGAGAGCAGAUGACAGAAGACGACAAGACAAAAGGAAUAUCUUCAGGAUCAGUGAAGUGGUGAACCUUAAGGAUUCUGAGAAAGAUGAACAGCUGGGUUGUUCUCUUGAUCUGUGCGCUGACCUGCUGUUGUGGCUGUAGCAAUGGCGCCCCCAAUUGUCCACAUAUGUGCACCUGCCAUUUCUCUAACGGUGACACCAAGGUUGUCUGCAGUGAAGCUUCCUUCUCACAGUUUCCCUCCAGCGGUCUCCCAGGCAACACCACCUCAUUGUCCAUCCAAUCCACCAACCUCUCCACCAUUACUGCUAAGCACUUACAGGCCACGCCCCUUCUGAAAGAGCUCCAAAUAUAUUACAACAACGUAAGCACCCUUGGCUUGGAUUUGCUCAAGGGUGUCCCUCGCCUGCACACUCUGGACCUCACAGGGAACCGCCUGAAUGUCCUGCCCCCCAGUAUCUUCAGUCAUGCCUUGUUGUGUAACCUGGUUCUGAAGGACAACCUCAUCAGCAGCGUUGACACUGAUUGGUUCCCCGACAACAGUAACCUCACCUGGCUGGACCUAUCAGGGAAUCACUUGACGGCCGUACCCAUAGACUUGUUCAAGAAAUUACGCCGCCUGGAGAACCUUGACCUUUCCCAUAACCACCUGGAGAAGAUCCUGGCAGGGACACUAGAUCCUCUGAAGAGCCUACAGCAGCUAAACCUGGGGGGGAACCAGCUCAGAACUCUGGACCCAUCCACCUUCAGGAAGACCCCAAACAUGACACACCUCUUCCUCCAGGAGAACCAGCUGGAGAGCCUUCCCCCUAACCUCCUCCAGGGGCUUCAUCGCCUUGACUUCCUGUUUGUCAACCGUAACCGGUUGGGUCACAUCUCCACCACCCUGCUGGAGCACCUCUCCAACCCAGGGAUGAGCAACCGACUACAGGUGGUCCUUGGCCAGAACCCCUGGGUGUGCGAUGAGAAGGUGGAAGGCCUGUGGAGGUGGUUGAAGGAGAACCAGAAGAAAGUUUUUCUGGCCGAUGACAUCAGGUGUGCCAGCCCUGAUUCUCUAAAGGAACGAUCAGUGAUGUCACUAACUGACAUCGAGCUAGCGCUCUGAUCAAUUUACUGAAACCAACCAAUAAGACAGGCUCAUUGUUUGGCAAAUACUGUAAAUGAAUUGUUGUACUGUGUGUAUUGUAUAGUGUGUAUUGACAGUGACUAUCAUACAUUGAAUGAUUAGUAGGUGUUAGGCAUAGCUCAGCAAUGUUUGUAUCAAUAAUCUCUUUCUACUGAGGGCCUUCGACAGAUCUUAAGACACACCCAUACAGUGAAGACCAAACUAGAUCAAGUUUGUAAUGUUUAUGGAAGUCUGGAACCUCCCAAGUUACUGUAAUGAUUAUCUAGUUUUCAAGCACCUGAUUUUAGACAUUUAAUGUGAUGGUUAAGUUAACAUUUUCCACUUAAGGA
Esox lucius (northern pike) is the source of this 2080-nucleotide messenger RNA. RefSeq names its product leucine-rich alpha-2-glycoprotein-like. The coding region runs from base 714 to 1730 and encodes 338 amino acids. The transcript is spliced from 2 exons. The record is from RefSeq and is a predicted model, not a curated record. Gene Ontology annotation, cellular component: plasma membrane. Lineage: Eukaryota; Metazoa; Chordata; Actinopteri; Esociformes; Esocidae. Gene Ontology annotation, molecular function: protein binding.